Triticum urartu is the source of this 1959-nucleotide messenger RNA. RefSeq lists its product as uncharacterized. The record is from RefSeq and is a predicted model, not a curated record. NCBI's taxonomy places the organism in Eukaryota, Viridiplantae, Streptophyta, Magnoliopsida, Poales, Poaceae.
GAGGGAGAGCGAGCGAGCAGGAGAUCUCUAAACAAUUCCCUUCCCUCUCUCAUUGGGAUCUGAGUAGUCCUGCCUGCCGCCUCCUGUGCAUUUCUCUCUCCCCCUCCUCCUCCUCCUCCCCCCAACCCGGCGCAAAUCCAUCGCCGAGAUCCAAGUCCACCACACCGGACGAGCGGCAGCGGCAUUGGUUGAUCUCGCCGUCGACGUCGGACGAGGGCGGCGCCGCAGGCAUGCGCCCGCAAGGCCAAGAUCCGUCCGCCCGCGGCCGCGACGCUGCCGCCGGGAUCUGAUCCAGCCCGUCCCGCCGCCACUCGCUCGCGAUCCUCUCCGGCCGCUCGCAGCAGCAGCGUGGCAGGAGGCGAGGCGGAGGAGGAGAAGAUAGAGACGCAACCCACGCGCGGCUAGCUAGGGUUUGUUCCAUCUCCCCCCUCUCUCGCUCGCUCCCUCUCUCUCCCGAGGAGCGGAGGAAGGCGGAGGGCCGGAGGAGGAAGAGAGGCGGGGGAUGUCGUCGUCGAACUCGCCGUGCGCGGCGUGCAAGCUGCUGAGGCGCAAGUGCACGCAGGGGUGCGUGUUCGCGCCCUACUUCCCGCCGGACCAGCCGGCCAAGUUCGCCAACGUGCACAAGGUGUUCGGCGCCAGCAACGUCUCCAAGCUGCUCAACGAGAUCCCCGUGGCGCAGCGGGAGGACGCCGUCAACUCGCUCGCCUACGAGGCCGAGGCGCGCCUGCGCGACCCCGUCUACGGCUGCGUCGCCUACAUCUCCGUCCUCCAGCUCAAGAUCAAGCAGGUGCGCGAGGAGAUCGCCAACGCGCGCAAGGAGCUCGCCGGCUACAUCGGCCAGGCCGCCUACGCGCCCGUCGUCCCCGUGCAGCACCCCCACGCGCAGUACGCCGCCGCCGGCAUGGGCCUCGUCCAGCCCCACCCGCACCCGCACCAGCAGAUGGCGAUGCAGCAGCAGCAGCACCCGUACCACCAGCAGCAGAUCGCCGAGGCGCAGCACCUGGCGGCCGUCGUCGAGGUGGCGCGCGCCGGGCAGCAGCAGCAGCAGCAGCAGCAUCACCACCAGCACCAGCAGCACGAGAUGAUGAUGAUGCGCCAGACCUACGCCAACGUCCACGGCGGGGCCGCCGCCGGGCCAACGGUGGCCGUCGAGCCUCCCCAGCAGGCCGCGGCCUACGACGGCACCGCCCCGUUCCUCAUCCAGCAGCAAGCGUCGCCUUCCGCCCUGACCUACCGCAUGGAGGAGCCGUCCCCGCCGCCGCAGUCCUCGGGCCACUCCCACGUCGACAUGUCCCACGCGCCGCAGCAGCAGCGUCAUCAGCACACGGACGGCAGCGACGAGGGGAGCGGGGGCGCCCCGACGGCCUGAUGGCCAUGCUCCCGCCUCCUUCGCCUCCCUGUGUCGAUAUUUUCCCCCUAGCUUUUUUUCCACGGUUUCUUUGAUGUUCGUUUGUUGGGCACGAGUCUUUUCGUCUUCUUGAUCAUAUGAUAUCGAACUGGCAUCGCCAUGGCUCCCCGGAAAGCAUAUCCAUGGCUCCCGGAGGCGGACAAGCUGGUGAUCUUGCUCAAGGCUCUUCAUCAGCUGCCUUUAUCCCUCACAAGAGUGACAGCCAAAUAAAUGCAGACCAGAAACAGAGGUAGCAAAGAGAAACUUAUGAAGGGAGGUGCAGAUAGAGACAGUGAAACAUGCAUGCAAGGUGUGUGUGCAAAGGGAAGCAAAUAGUGAAGCGAGCAGCAUGCAUGCAGCUGGGGCAAAGUCAGGGGAGAAUUAGCAGCCAGCAAGCAUAAGUUUUUUUUUACUAGACCACAGAGUUCAGGAAGAAAAACAGCAAAGGAUUUCUAGUUCUUCUGCAUUAUGCUUUUCGACUAGUAUAGUGGCUACUUCCUUACAUACAUUUCUUCUCUUCCGGCCGAUUUGUUUCUAUUCACUAUAUAGCAUGCUGUUUCGUUUUGCGCUUC